AUGCCUGGUGUCGUUGUUCUUCCCCUACCAUCACCUAGUCUCGCAGGAUUCGGUCCAGAGACUCACAGCGGAGCUUACCUGCAUCGACAACCUAUCGAUCCUCCAGUAGAUUCUCCGACUAUGCACAAUGGCGCCUCAUCUUUAGGAUCUGUCUUGGAGAUCAAGGAGCGUGCUAAAAGCGUUGCGGAACGUAGUAAGGGUUUUAGUGCCAAAACACUCCUUGGGUCUGCUCGUUCCCAGUUACACUUAGCUCACUCGAGGGAUGUCGCUCGUGACCCAAAGGCAGCUCUGCAUGCCCUUUACAUAGCAGCUAGCCUGAUUACGACUUAUAUGAACCACUCCGACUACGCCGCCGACAGGACUAAGGGGAACCCAAUUCACCAUGAGUUCCUACAGUUCUACCAGGAAUACGCGGCUUCUCUGAACCGUAUCAAGAGCCUCGAGAAGGAGCUGGGUGAUCUUGAGAGAUCGACCACUGCUGUGUCACCUCAUCAGGGAGAAUUACCCAAUAUAACAUCGCUCGCAGAUCGCUUGAAGAUGCUUGGUCAAAACGGACUUGUUGAUUCCACGACGAAACGUUAUUCACGGGAAGUUCCCCUUGGGACCACUCCUCCCCUUUACAUCCCGGAUUCAGCCCGCCCCAAUCGACCGUCGCCUUCGUUAUCCGCUACCGCUGCUCUCAGCACUGCAUCUUCCGCAUCAAACUCUACAACACAUUCACCAUACGCAGUCGUCCCGCCGUCGUCAUUUGGGCCACCGUCCCCGACGUCUACUGAUUCGUCAGAGGAGACGGGCCUUGAUCAUGUUGCGUUCGGUCUUGGUGGGGCCGCUACAGCCAAAGUAGAUAUACCAAGUGCAGAGAAGGAUUUGGGAGGUGCAUCAACAUUCGAAUCAUCAUCACGUCUCUGGAAACCUGCAAUAAAUGACGCUCUUUCUGGCCUACCUUCAUCACCUGAGCGCCGGUUUCCGGAAUUGCCGAUCGAUACCACAGGGUCAACAUUCGAAUCAACUUCACACUUAUGGACACCUCCAAUAAAUGGCGCGCUAUCUGGCGCACCUACAUCACCUGAGCGCCGGUUUCCGGAACUGUGGAACGAUUCCCCAGGGCUACUGCUCAAAUCCCACGAUUCAGAAACAUUCAGUGACACUCCCGCUUCCAUAAGCCGCGCGAACAUUCUUACGCACAUCCCGUCAUCCAUAUCAUACAGCCAUAGUCGUCCUGAUAGUACACCCCGCACACCUCCCGUUAUACCCCAUUCACUUACAAACGGUCCUGCGGCGACAUUCACACCUAUACAAUACCCCUCCUUCUCAACCACAAGUUAUUCCUCUGCUUCUAGGUCAGGGGGUACGUCCUUAAUAUCUCAGCCCCCAGCGAUUCCUCCGCAAGCGAGCAUCAACCACUCUCCCCUUGUCCGGAGGCGAAGCGACUACGUCGAACAAGGUUCUGGUAGUGCGUCGUUUAGCGCCCGCCUCCCCAUCGACUACCCCGAUCUCCCUCAUUCUCACGUUAUUCGCCCUCCCCCUCCAUCGUUCCAGCGGCAGCAUUCUCACUCGCAGUCAUAUUCCGUUAACACAUUUAAGGAGCCUCCCAAACCGCCCACAAUACCGUCUACUUAUCCUGUGACAUAUUGGUCCGACAUGCAAAUCGUCACGGUUGGCCUCAAGAAUAUGGGAAAUACAUGUUACAUGAAUGCUACAAUUCAGUGUCUCAGUGCCACGGUGCCAUUUGCAAGAUUCUUCACUGGGCUUACGGGAGAUGACUCUGAUUUAGAAGGCCGGUGGAAGCAGGCUGUCAAUGCAAUCAACCCCAUGGGAACGAGGGGGCUUCUCGCAUCAGCGUUUGCAAAGAUUCUCUACGAAAUGUCGCAUUCUGAGCUUCCGCAUCUGAUCCCCGCUGCGUUCAGGAAAUCAAUAUGCACGCAUGCUCCUCAGUUCUCGGGAUCUGACCAGCAUGACUCGCAAGAAUUCCUCACCUUCUUGCUUGAUGGCCUCCAUGAGGACCUUAACCGUGUCCUUCAAAAGCCAUCCAAUGGAACCACGCCUGAACGUGAGGCCGAACUGGAGCGACUUCCUCAGUCGAUUGCCAGUACACAGGAAUGGGAGAUAUACCGAAUGCGGAACGAUUCACUUAUUGUAGAUUUCUUUCAAGGACAAUUCAAGAAUCGGUUGGUGUGCUUGACGUGUCGUAAGACAUCGACGACGUAUAAUUCCUUUAUGUAUCUUUCGCUUCCCAUGCCUUCCGUAAGAGGCCCGUCCAAGAUAUCUUUGCAGUCAUGCCUAGACGCCUUUGUCAAAGAAGAAGUGCUCUCGGGAUCGGAGGCUUGGCACUGUCCGCAUUGCAAAACUCUGCGCAACGCCACCAAACAGCUUUCGUUGUCACGCCUUCCACCAAUCCUGCUCAUCCACCUGAAGCGCUUCUCGCAUAAAGGGGUAUUCACAGACAAGAUUGAGACCGUCGUCGACUUUCCUCUAAAGGGUCUGGAUUUGACGAAUUACAUGCCUUCAGCGCCACCCCCUGGGAUGCAUAACGGUUCAGCAAAUGGUAUUGGCACUGAUGAUCCGCGAGUGCAGACACCACCAUAUAGAUACGAUCUAUAUGGCGUGACGAAUCAUUUUGGAAAUUUAAGCAACGGUCAUUAUACCGCUUACAUCGCUUCUCGUGGAGGAUGGGUUUAUUGUGACGACAGUCGGGUCACGCCGACUGAUGCCAAGGACAUAGUGGGACGCCCAGCAUACGUGUUGUACUACAAGAGAAUCAAAUCAUAG
Molecule: messenger RNA, 2769 nt
Organism: Suillus clintonianus
Lineage: Eukaryota; Fungi; Basidiomycota; Agaricomycetes; Boletales; Suillaceae
Exons: 12
Coding region: 1-2769 (922 amino acids)
Biological process (GO): protein deubiquitination
Molecular function (GO): cysteine-type deubiquitinase activity
Source: RefSeq, a predicted model, not a curated record